CUCGCCUCCGGCAUUUCCUCACCACACCCCCCAAAACCCGCACAUCACACACAAUGGCUGCCUCAAGGCUCCUCCGACCGGCCUCGCGCCUCAUUGCCUCGACACGACAGGCGCCCGCUUUCCGACCUGCUUUCCGCGCCGCUGCCCUGACACCGUCAAUUGCAAGGAGAGGAUAUGCGUCGGGACAAAAGGAGAUGACUGUGCGAGAGGCGCUCAAUGAGGCCAUGGCCGAGGAGAUGGAGCGAAAUGACAAGGUCUUUGUGCUCGGAGAGGAAGUUGCGCAAUACAAUGGAGCUUACAAGGUCACCAAGGGCCUCCUCGACCGCUUCGGUGAGAAGAGGGUAAUCGACUCUCCCAUCACCGAGUCUGGUUUCGCUGGUCUGACCGUCGGUGCUGCGCUCGCUGGCCUCCACCCCGUUUGCGAGUUCAUGACCUUUAACUUUGCCAUGCAAGCCAUUGACCAGAUUAUCAACUCCGCCGCAAAGACCCACUACAUGUCUGGUGGUAUUCAGCCCUGCAACAUCACCUUCCGUGGUCCCAACGGUUUCGCUGCUGGUGUCGCUGCCCAGCACUCGCAAGAUUACACUGCGUGGUACGGAAGCAUUCCCGGAUUGAAGGUUGUCUCGCCAUACAGUGCAGAGGAUGCCAAGGGUCUGCUCAAGGCUGCUAUCCGUGACCCUAACCCGGUCGUUGUCCUGGAGAACGAGCUUCUGUACGGUCUCUCUUUCCCUGUCAGCGAGGAGGUUCAGAGGGACGACUUUGUCAUUCCUUUCGGAAAGGCCAAGAUCGAGCGCCCCGGCAAGGACCUCACCAUCGUCACCCUCUCCCGCUGCGUCGGCCAGUCCCUCGUCGCCGCCGAACAACUCAAGUCCAAGUACGGUGUUGAGGCCGAAGUCAUCAACCUGCGCUCCAUCAAGCCUCUUGAUGUUGAAGCCAUUGUCAAGUCCGUCAAGAAGACCGGCCACAUGCUCUGCGUCGAGUCUGGCUUCCCCAGCUUCGGUGUCGCAAGCGAAAUCAUGGCACUUACUUGCGAGUACGCCUUUGACUACCUUGAGGCUCCCCCUGCUAGGGUCACUGGUGCUGAGGUCCCCACUCCCUACGCUCAGAAGCUCGAGGAGAUGAGCUUCCCCACCGAGACUCUGAUUGCCGACUACGCUGCUAAGCUACUUAGGGUAUAAAUGUCGAAAGUAGUGGUUAGUUGCAACUGAUAGGUAUAGCUCUGGGUAUGCAAUUGAUUCAGUGUGUAUCGCGCAUGGAACAUGGUUAGGGGGAGGGCGGAUUGGCGUAGGCAGGGAUGAUAGCUGGCCCCCGAUUUUAGACUCGAAACGCGGGAAUCUUUUUUGGGGUUCCUUUUUCGGGGCAUCUUUUAUUUUGUAUGAUCAGAUGAUGAAGACAUUUGGAAUAUUUGGUUUUCCUCUCGCCUCU
Bipolaris maydis ATCC 48331 is the source of this 1425-nucleotide messenger RNA. RefSeq lists its product as uncharacterized. The record is from RefSeq and is a predicted model, not a curated record. NCBI's taxonomy places the organism in Eukaryota, Fungi, Ascomycota, Dothideomycetes, Pleosporales, Pleosporaceae. Gene Ontology annotation, biological process: steroid biosynthetic process; pyruvate decarboxylation to acetyl-CoA. Gene Ontology annotation, molecular function: pyruvate dehydrogenase (acetyl-transferring) activity; S-adenosylmethionine-dependent methyltransferase activity.